Molecule: messenger RNA, 1297 nt
Organism: Glycine soja
Lineage: Eukaryota; Viridiplantae; Streptophyta; Magnoliopsida; Fabales; Fabaceae
Product: tetraspanin-6-like
Exons: 3
Coding region: 259-1110 (283 amino acids)
Biological process (GO): auxin-activated signaling pathway
Cellular component (GO): plasma membrane; plasmodesma
Source: RefSeq, a predicted model, not a curated record
AAAAAGACCGGGAAAGGAGGGAAGAAAAGCAAACUCGUCACUUUAAGACAAAAAAUAACUUCCUUAAUAACUAAGAAGGACAAUCUCAUUUCAUUUGUUAGUUUUCACAUCCUCCAACAUAAGUUUCUGAGUUUGAAACACAGCAUAAACAAAGCAAAAUAUGAAUGCCACUCUCCCUUUUUAAAAGGAAACAAAGCUGAAGACACCACACGAGCAAUCAAUAGAUAACAAACUAAAGAUAGAGUGAGAGUGAGAGACAUGUAUAGGUUCAGCAACACAGUAAUCGGGUUCUUGAACUUGUUCACACUUUUAGCAUCCAUACCAAUAAUUGGAGCAGGUCUAUGGAUGGCAAGGAGCAGCACAACCUGUGAGAAUUUUCUCCAAACCCCUCUUUUGGUUAUAGGAUUCGUUGUGCUAGUGGUGUCACUAGCAGGCUUCAUUGGUGCAUGUUUUCAUGUGGCAUGUGCACUAUGGUUGUACUUGGUGGUCAUGUUGUUCCUCAUAGCAGCACUCAUGGGCUUCACAAUAUUUGGUUUUGGUGUGACUAGCAAGGGCGGUGGUGUGGAAGUGCCUGGAAGGGUUUACAAGGAGUAUCGUCUUCAAGAUUACUCACCAUGGUUGAGGAAGAGAAUUCAGGAUCCUCGCUAUUGGAACACUAUUAGAGGCUGUAUUUUGGGGUCUAAAACUUGUGAAAAGCUUGCCUCUUGGACCCCUCUUGAUUAUAUGCAAAGGGAUAUGUCUCCAAUACAGUCUGGAUGUUGUAAGCCACCAACUGCUUGCACUUACAACGUGGCAACAACAAUGAUGACUCAAGACCCUGAUUGCUACAGGUGGAACAAUGCCCCUAAUUUGCUAUGCUAUGAGUGUGAUUCUUGCAAAGCUGGUGUGCUUGAAGACAUAAGAGGGAAUUGGCACAAGCUCUCGGUUCUCACAGUCACCAUGCUUGUGCUUCUCAUAGGGAUUUAUUCCAUUGGGUGCUGUGCUUUCAGAAACACAAGAAGAGCUGAAACGGAUUAUCCCUAUGGUGAAAACCGCAUGACCAAAGUCCGACCUAGAUGGGAUUACCAUUGGUGGAGGUGGUUACAUGACAGGAGAGAACAGCUUUAUUAGCUGAGAAGCUCUAACUACAAUCCAUGGUAUAGACUAGAGAAGGCAUCAAGGCCUUUCCAUUCCCUGAAUGGCUGCUUUUUUGUAUAAAGCAUAAUUUCGCUUUAUCUCAAAUAUCGUAACACGCCGUUACUUUUUCUCAUUACUAGUUGAUUUUGAAUUUUAAUACAUCAACAAGUACACUGAAUUA